Molecule: messenger RNA, 836 nt
Organism: Erinaceus europaeus (western European hedgehog)
Lineage: Eukaryota; Metazoa; Chordata; Mammalia; Eulipotyphla; Erinaceidae
Product: keratin-associated protein 15-1
Exons: 1
Coding region: 81-533 (150 amino acids)
Source: RefSeq, a predicted model, not a curated record
UAAGUCCUCAGUGUAGCAGGUAACACUCACACUCACCCACACCUCUCUGCAGCUCAGCUGAACACAACACUCCAGACAACAUGUCUUAUAACUACAGCUCUGGAAACUUCUCCUCCCGCACUUUUGGAGGCUACCUGGGAUGUCCAGCUUCUACCUCUGAGACUGUCUUCCCUAACAACGUAGUCUACUCUUCCGGUGCCUACCAACUGGGCUCUCCUCUCUAUGCAGAUUUUCAGGAGACCUUCAACGAGCCUGCCGAGUGCCAGAACUCCUGUACUGUGACCAGACCCUUCCCAAGAUCCUGCUACCGCCAGAAGAAUUUCUUCCUCAGCAAUCCCUGUCAGACCAAUUACACUGGCUCUCUGGGAUAUGGAAAUGUUGGCUUUGGGUCUUUUGGUUAUGGAAACACUGGAUUCCAAUCCCAAGGCUGUGGAUCCACCUUCUACCGCCCAGCUUACUUUUCUUCCAAGCACUGGCAGUCAUCUUGCUACCAACCAGCCUUUGGUAAUCGCUUUUAUGGAUCAACUUACUGAGCAUCUCCCAUUGCCUCAAGACUGUGAGUGCAUUUUCUGAAACUCUAACACUCAGCCUGGCCAAUAUCUGUGAUUACUGACCAAUGGCCUCACCAGGACUUGCCAUCACAGUCUUCCUUUGUGGACUUUCUAAUUCUGAUAUGAAAAAUGGCUUGCAUGUUCUUUUAUGCCAGUGUUUAGAAUGACUACUGCUAAUCUUGCUAGAAGGGGCUUCUCUUUAUUCUCCUCGGAACCUUCCACUUAAAGGUAUUGCAAGUAGCAAUAUCUGUGACAUUUAAAAUAAAUUCAUUUCUCUUGCAUGAA